Messenger RNA from Cynara cardunculus var. scolymus (artichoke), 657 nucleotides. RefSeq names its product cytokinin riboside 5'-monophosphate phosphoribohydrolase LOG7. Gene Ontology annotation, biological process: cytokinin biosynthetic process. Gene Ontology annotation, cellular component: nucleus; cytosol. The transcript has 7 exons. Lineage: Eukaryota; Viridiplantae; Streptophyta; Magnoliopsida; Asterales; Asteraceae. The record is from RefSeq and is a predicted model, not a curated record. Bases 1 to 657 code for a protein of 218 amino acids. Gene Ontology annotation, molecular function: hydrolase activity, hydrolyzing N-glycosyl compounds.
AUGGAAGGUGAACCAAGAUCAAGAUUCAAGAGAAUAUGUGUCUUCUGUGGAAGUAGCUCAGGGAAGAAACCAAGUUACCAAGAAGCUGCUAUUGAGCUUGGCAAAGAGCUGGUGGAAAGAAGGAUUGAUUUAGUCUAUGGAGGUGGCAGCGUGGGUCUGAUGGGUCUUGUUUCUCAGGCAGUUCAUGAUGGUGGGCGCCAUGUUCUAGGAGUUAUACCAAGGACUCUAAUGCCCAGAGAGAUAACGGGCGAGACAGUAGGUGAAGUGAAAGCAGUGGCUGAUAUGCAUGAAAGAAAAGCAGAAAUGGCUCGUCAAGCUGAUGCCUUUAUCGCACUCCCAGGUGGCUAUGGCACUCUUGAGGAACUGCUUGAAGUCAUCACAUGGGCUCAGCUGAAAAUCCACCAUAAACCCGUUGGUCUGCUGAAUGUGGAGGGUUACUAUAACUCAUUGCUGUCUUUCAUUGAUAAGGCCGUGGAUGAAGGGUUUAUCUCACCGACCGCCCGCCGGAUUAUCGUCUCAGCCCCCACUGCCAAACAAUUGGUCCGACAGCUCGAGGAAUUCGUUCCGGAGUACGACGAGAUUGCGGCAAAGUUGACGUGGGACGAAGUGGACAGACUAAGUUACGUGGCACCGGAUGCGGGAGGAGUUCCGACGUAA